CAAAUACGCUAGAUGAACCGCGAAGACAGCAUGUUGAUCUCCGAGAAUUGAGUAUGGUUUCUCGCAGCUUUAGCUUUGAAUGUCCAAUCGACAGCGAGUUGUCCUUCGAUUACGUGAUUGCGCGUUACACGACACAACCAUUCGUGUUUUAUGCUUCUGUUUUUUUCAUGUUUCAUAUCCAAAACAGUGAUUUUCCUCGCCAGCAACUCCGAGAAUUCGUUGGUUCAACCUAACGGUCAAGACAAACGCAGAGAGAAUGGCUGCUUUAUUCCUUUGUUUUCGCCAUAGAAAGGUUUCAGCUUUUGGGAUUUCUCGCCUUCCAAAAGACAAUUUGGACCCCUGUCAGCUGCAUUUGAAAUUGAAGCUUGGAACUUUAGUUGGUGUUCUUAAUGUGUUGAGAGAAUAUAGCAGUGGCAGUACCACGAAGUUUGAUUUUACCGACUUGACUUGCCCUCAUACAUGGUACCCAAAUGCUCGGAGAAAGCAUCGCAAGGUUUUUCUGCAUGUGGGCCCCACGAAUAGCGGAAAGAGUAAGACAGGAGUACAUGAUGAAUUUGCAAUCGGUACAUUGGUCAACUAUUUGCAUUGGCUUUGUUAUGUGGUAGGCAUAUAUUGUGGUCCUUUGAGGUUGUUGGCAUGGGAGGUGGCAAAAAGGUUGAACAAGGCAAAAGUUCCAUGUGACCUAAUAACGGGACAGGAAAGAGAGGAAGUUGAUGGUGCAAAGCAUAAGGCUGUGACAGUUGAAAUGGCCGAUGUAAACUCCGAUUACAGUUGUGCUGUUGUUGAUGAAAUUCAGAUGUUGGGGUGUAAGACAAGGGGUUUCUCAUUUACACGUGCUCUUUUAGGAAUUUCUGCCGAUGAACUUCACCUUUGUGGAGAUCCAGCUGCUGUUCCUCUUAUUGAGGAAAUACUCAAGGUGACUGGUGAUGAUGUCAAGGUUGAAUACUAUGAGAGACUUUCACCAUUAGUUCCAUCAAAGAAACCUCUUGGAUCCUUUUGUAAUAUACAAACAGGUGAUUGCAUCGUAACAUUUUCACGUCGUGAGAUAUACCGAAUGAAGAAAAAAAUUGAAAGUGGAGGAAAACAUCUUUGUUCUGUAGUUUACGGUUCACUUCCACCAGAAACUAGAACAAGACAGGCAACCAUGUUCAAUGAUGCUAGCAGUGAAUUUGAUGUUCUUGUGGCUAGUGAUGCCAUCGGGAUGGGCCUUAACUUGAAUAUUUCUAGAAUCAUAUUUUCAACAAUGACAAAGUUUGAUGGUGUUGAGAUACGGGAUCUAACAGUUCCAGAGGUUAAACAAAUCGCAGGGCGAGCUGGCCGGUAUGGUUCAAAAUUUCCAGUUGGAGAGGUGACUUGUCUGCAUGCAGAUGAUCUGCCCUUACUUCUCUCAUCACUAGAAUCCCCAUCUCCCAUUCUGGAGACUGCUGGAUUGUUUCCUACUUUUGAUCUCAUGUUUAUGUAUUCAAGGUUACACCCAAAAAGUGGCAUAUACCAAAUAUUGGAACAUUUUUUAGAGAAUGCCAAAUUAUCUCCAAAUUAUUUCAUUGCUGAUUGUGGGGAAGUGCUGAAAGUUGCUGCCAUCAUUGAUGAAAUGCCUCUUUCGCUGCAAGAUAAAUACCUUUUCUGUAUCAGCCCAGUUGACAUGAACGAUGAGAUCUCAUCUCAGGGACUUACACAGUUUGCCGAAAACUAUGCAAAGAAAGGCAUUGUUCGACUUAAAGAAAUAUUUACACCUGGGACACUUAUGGUGCCAAAAACACAAGCUAAACUUGAGGAGCUUGAAUCUAUUCACAAGGUAUUGGAUCUCUAUGUUUGGUUGAGUUUCCGCUUGGAGGAUUCGUUUCCAGACCGUGAGCUGGCAGCAUCUCAAAAGGCUAUCUGCGGCCUGUUAAUUGAGGAGUUCCUCGAAAGACUGGGAUGGCAGAAGCCAACAGCAAGAAGGUUACGAUCACGCAAUGCAUCAAGUUCUUCAUUGUCCAAAGAUGUUAAGCGCAUUUUGUGAACUGCCCUCAUCAUGUGCUACUACCAUUUUACUCGAUGGAAGAUGGAAAAUUAUAACUUAAAAUAAAUCAUUAUUAUAAGCUCAAUUCUCAAAGACUGAAACUGUUA
This is a messenger RNA of Hevea brasiliensis (rubber tree), 2109 nucleotides long. RefSeq names its product DExH-box ATP-dependent RNA helicase DExH16, mitochondrial. The transcript has 16 exons. Bases 257 to 2002 code for a protein of 581 amino acids. Gene Ontology annotation, molecular function: ATP binding; hydrolase activity, acting on acid anhydrides; RNA helicase activity. The record is from RefSeq and is a predicted model, not a curated record. Lineage: Eukaryota; Viridiplantae; Streptophyta; Magnoliopsida; Malpighiales; Euphorbiaceae. Gene Ontology annotation, cellular component: mitochondrial degradosome. Gene Ontology annotation, biological process: RNA catabolic process; mitochondrial RNA 3'-end processing.